UCCCGACCGCUGCGCCCGCGGCCGGAGGAGAAGGCAGGAGCCGACCCGAGGCUCGGUGGCCGGCGCGGCUCUCGGAUUGGGUCCCCGUGGAGUCUGAUGUUUGAGAUGCUUCCCUUCUCUGUCAGCUGUUGAGGGAUUAUCCAUCCCUGUGUUCGACAUGAAGAGCCUUCUGUGAGUACCAGGAACAUGGCCACCUGUGCAUGGCUCGUCCUGGGAGGAGAUGACAUUAGUCACUAUGAUGCCUGAGAAUCAAGUGUGACGUUUUUCUGGUACUUCAUGGUCUUCUCCUCCACCCUCUCCACUCCACUGCUCCACGCGGCUCCUGGAACAUGGGGGAAAACGAGGAUGAGAAGCAGACCCAGGCCGGGCAGAUUUUUGAGAACUUUGUCCAGGCUUCCACGUGCAAAGGCACCCUCCAGGCCUUUAACAUCCUCACCCGGCAGCUGGACCUAGACCCUCUGGACCACAGACACUUUUAUUCCACGCUGAAGUCCAAGGUGAACACCUGGAAGGCUAAGGCCCUGUGGUACAAAUUGGACAAGCGUGGAUCCCACAAGGAAUAUAAGCGAGGGAAGUCGUGUAUGAACACCAAGUGUCUCAUCAUUGGGGGAGGACCAUGUGGUUUGCGCACUGCCAUUGAACUUGCCUACCUGGGGGCCAAAGUGGUCGUGGUGGAGAAGAGGGACACCUUUUCCCGGAACAAUGUGCUGCACCUCUGGCCUUUCACCAUCCAUGACCUGCGGGGCCUGGGAGCCAAGAAGUUCUACGGGAAGUUCUGUGCCGGCUCCAUCGACCACAUCAGUAUUCGUCAGUUGCAGCUCAUCCUAUUCAAGGUAGCCCUGAUAUUGGGAGUUGAAAUCCAUGUGAAUGUGGAGUUCGUGAAGGUUCUUGAGCCUCCUGAAGAUCAAGAAAAUCAAAAAAUUGGCUGGCGGGCAGAAUUUCUUCCUGCGGACCACUCUCUGUCGGAGUUUGAGUUUGACGUCAUCAUUGGCGCUGAUGGCCGCAGGAACACCCUGGAAGGGUUCAGAAGAAAAGAAUUCCGUGGGAAGUUGGCUAUUGCAAUCACCGCCAACUUCAUAAACAGAAACAGCACAGCUGAGGCCAAGGUGGAAGAGAUUAGUGGCGUGGCUUUCAUCUUCAAUCAGAAAUUCUUUCAGGACCUUAAAGAAGAAACAGGGAUUGAUCUGGAGAACAUUGUUUACUACAAGGACAGCACGCACUAUUUCGUCAUGACUGCCAAGAAGCAGAGCCUGCUCGACAAAGGUGUCAUCCUUAAUGACUACAUCGACACAGAGAUGCUGCUGUGUGCAGAGAACGUAAACCAGGACAGCCUGCUUUCCUAUGCUCGUGAAGCUGCAGACUUCGCCACCAAUUACCAGCUGCCAUCUUUAGACUUCGCCAUGAACCAUUAUGGGCAGCCCGACGUGGCCAUGUUCGAUUUCACCUCCAUGUACGCCUCAGAGAACGCGGCCCUGGUGCGCGAGCGUCAGUCACACCAGCUGCUCGUGGCCCUGGUGGGCGACAGCUUGCUUGAGCCGUUUUGGCCCAUGGGCACAGGCUGUGCCCGCGGCUUCCUGGCAGCCUUUGACACGGCGUGGAUGGUGAAGGGCUGGGACCAGGGCACUCCUCCCCUGGAGCUGCUGGCUGAAAGAGAAGGUCUUUACCGGCUGUUACCUCAAACGACCCCAGAGAACAUCAACAAGAACUUUGAGCAGUACACGCUGGACCCGGGGACGCGGUACCCAAACCUCAACUCGAACUGUGUCAGGCCCCAUCAGGUGAAGCAUUUGUACAUCACUAAGGAGCUGCACCAAUUCCCUCUCGAGAGGAUGGGCUCACUAAGGAGAUCUGUCAACCUCUCCAGGCGGGAGUCAGACAUCCGACCCAGCAAGCUCUUAACCUGGUGCCAGCAGCAGACCGAGGGCUACCAGCAUGUCAACGUCACCGACCUGACCACGUCCUGGAGGAGUGGCCUGGCCCUGUGUGCCAUCAUCCACCGCUUCCGGCCUGAGCUGAUCAACUUUGACUCUUUGAACGAAGAUGACGCCGUGGAGAACAACCAGCUGGCAUUUGACGUGGCCGAGCGUGAGUUUGGCAUCCCCCCGGUGACCACAGGCAAGGAGAUGGCGUCAGCUCAGGAGCCCGACAAGCUCAGCAUGGUCAUGUAUCUCUCCAAGUUCUACGAGCUCUUCCGGGGCACCCCGCUGAGGCCUGUGGAUUCUUGGGGCAAAAACUAUGGAGAAAAUGCUGACCUCAGCUUGGCCAAAUCCUCCAUUUCUCACAACUAUCUCAACCUCACGUUUCCAAGGAAGAGGACUCCACGAGUGGACCACCAACCCGAAGAGAACGACAUGAACAAACGGAGGCGGAAAGGCUUCAACAACCUGGACGAGCCUUCCGCCUUUUCCAGCCGGACCCUGGGCUCCAGUCAAGAGGGCAGCAGCAAAGAAGGUGGGAAUCAGAACAAGGUGAAGUCCAUGGCGAGCCAGCUGCUGGCCAAGUUUGAGGAGAACUCUCGGAAUCCCUCCCUCCUGAAGCCGGAACGCCAUGUCUCAGGGAUAGGUAAGCCCGUCCUGCGCUCUUCCUCUGACUCUCCUGUUCACUCUCGCCGCCCCACGCCGGAGGAGCCCACACCCAGCCCGUCACCUCCUCUGAAAAGGCAGUUCCCCCCAGUGGUUGUGACGGGGCAUGUGCUCCGGGAGCUAAAGCAAGUGUCCGCUGGCAGCGAGGGCCCGAGCAGGCCCUGGAGAGCCAGAGCCAAGUCUGACCUGCAGCUAGGGGGGCCAGAACCAUCUGCCGCCCUGCCUCCCACCUGCCAGGGAGGGCUGGCCCCAUCUGGGGUGCUGCGGCGGCUGCAGCAAGUGGAGGACAAGAUUGUCCAGAAGAGGGCUCAGAACUUGGCCAACAGGGAAUUUCACACAAAGAACAUUAAGGAGAAGGCGGCUCACCUCGCCUCCAUGUUUGGACACGAGGAUUUCCCACAGAAUAAACUACUCUCUAAAGGCCUGUCUCAUACUCCUCCUCCGUCUUCUCCCUCCUGCCUUCCACCUCCUGAUCCAGCUGCUACUUCCUCUCCGUCGACUGUUGACUCUGUGUCUCCUGCCAGAAAGACAAAGAAGUCACCUUCCGAUUUCCAUUUCUAUCCCAGCCACUUAGGAACAGUGCGGCCUCAGCUGACGGUAGGGAGAGUGUCCAGCGGAAUAGGGGCUGCAGCCGAAGUCCUGGUCAAUCUGUACAUGAAUGAUCACAGACCUAAGACCCAGGCCACCUCUCCAGACCUGGAGUCUAUGCGAAAGGUGUUUCCCGGGAACCUGGGCGGCAGCAACACCUGUUACUUCUGUAAGAAGCGUGUGUACGUGAUGGAGCGGCUGAGUGCAGAGGGCCACUUCUUCCACCGGGAGUGUUUCCGCUGCAGUGUCUGCGCCACCACCUUGCGCCUGGCCGCCUACGCCUUCGACGGUGACGAAGGCAAGUUUUUCUGCAAGCCUCAUUUCAUUCACUGUAAAACCAAUAAUCAGCAACGGAAGAGACGGGCGGAGUUGAAGCAGCAAAGAGAGGAGGAGGGGACGUGGAAAGAGCAAGAAGCCCCUCGGCGAGACACUCCCAUGGAAAGCUCUUGCGCAGCCGCAGCCAUCGGCACGCCCGCAGGCAGCCCCCCAGAUGAGCCGACCUCGCCCAAGAAGCCCAAGAGUGUCCCAGAGCCAGAGCCCGGCGAUGUGGAAGGUGGACCCACCUCUCCCCUGCCCUCCGAGUGGACCUCAGUGAGGAUCAGCCCCGGGGAGAACGUGGUUGGGCAGGACAUGAUGGCUGUGUGUGUCCUGGUCACCAGUGACGAGAGCAGCUCUGAUGCGGAGUCAGACUACGGUGGCAGUGAGGCCUCCAGUGUAGAGCCCUGUGGAGAGAGACCCUGGUGGCUGGAACCCCCACCCCUACCGAAGCCCCUCACCCGGCACAGCUCCCUGAAGGAGGCCCUUACUGGGGCAUUCUCUCCACAGGGCCCUGAGGAGCACAGAGCCGUGCACGCUCUGCAAAGGGCCCACAGCUUCCAGUCUCCAACUCCCAGCAAAUACCAGAGCUGGAGAAGAAAAUUCCAGUCGAAUUUGACGCCAGUGAACAACAGAAGAACUAUGUCACCUCCCAAGGAACCUUCUCCUUCUCUUUCUUCUUCCUCGUUGUCUUCUCCUUUGUCUUCCCUGCCAUCGUCUUCUUCAGCCAUCGUCCCAGGGAAUGCUCCAGGUGGUGCCGCCCCACCUCAGGUGACAGCUCACAACCGGCUCUCACAGGUCUCGAGAGAUCAUUUCAAUCCUUCCACCCCGAUCUUUCUGAGGCGAGCCAGAGCCCCAGGAGCACUCAAGGAAAUCCCCCUGUAUCUGCCUCGUGGCCAAGUGCUGGAGCGGGCAGAGUACUGCCUGGUGAGCCCUAGUGGAGAUGGGCUCCCGAGCACCCCGCCACCCAGCCCUGCAGAGAGGGCUUCUGAUGGGUGUCAGGAAGCAGAGGCCCCUCUUGGGGACACCAGAAGCAUCCACAGAGGCCCACACCCCAUUAGAGGGAAGGACAGGUGCUUGCCAGACCAAGAGCUGCCUCCCAGGGCUGGAGAGGACCCAGGAGAAGGGAGUGCCAGACCCAGGAAGGGGGAGGAGCAUGGGUCAGAGACUGCGGAGGGGAAGAAGUUGGGCUUAAAGAAGUUGGUCCUCAGUCAGGAGCAGAAGACCAGGUUGCUGGACUGGAAUGACUCCAUCCCUGAGGGCUUGCGCCUGGAAGUGGGGGCACGACUUUCCCAGAAAACUGCUGAAAAUGGUAGAGGAAGCCAUGUGCUGAAACCAGUCCACCCCUUGCUGCCCCCUCGGGCAGUGAGAGAGACCCUGCCAGCCCACAGAGAACCUCAGGAGAAGAUGGGAACGCCAGCUGAAUGGACUCCAAGGGAGCGAAGUGUGUCCCCACCCAAGUCCCCUCUGCGGCUCAUAGCAAAUGCCAUCCGAAGGUCCCUGGGGCCCCUCCUUCCCAACUCUGAAGGUGGGAAGAAGGCCUGGGCCAAGCCAGAAUCAAAGACUUUGCCCACUAGCCAGCCACACGCUAGCGCCCGUUCGUUCAGCCUUCAGAAAACUAGCUCCAGUAAAGACUGGGACCAGCAGUCCCCCAAGAGAGACAUGGUGAGCAGGGCCUCAGCCUUCUUCUCCCUGGGCACCUCGACUGCCAGGGCUGCCCAGUCCUCGGACCCUAGCCCCCCUGACCCUGCCCUCCGCACCUGCAGUUUGCCCAACCGGCCAUCCAAGAUGUUUCCUGAACUCGCAUCCCCACCCUGCAGCAAAAUGGAAGAUGUCCCUACACUGCUUGAGAAAGUGAGUUUGGAAGAGACCUUCCCAGAUUCUUCUAGGGUUCCAAAGAGAAAAACCUCACUCUUUUCCUCCUUCAGACUUAAAGACAAAUCUUUUGAGAGUUUCCUCCAAGAAUCCAGACAAAGGAAGGACCUCCGGAAUGUCUUUAGCAGCCCCCAGGGCAGGGUGCUGCCCGUGGACAAUGCCCAGCCGCUGGAGAAGCUAGUGCAGCCCUUCAGUAGCACCGGGCUGGGGCAGAGGGUCCAUCCUCCUCCAGAGGGAGAUGCAAGUCCCAAGCACGGCCCCAUGAGAAGGCAGGUGACAGGGGCUGCCUCUUCCCCCUCUUCCACCACCUCCUCCUCUACAGAUGAAGAAUUUGAUCCCCAGUCUUCCUUGUGGUCAAAGGAGAAGAAGACACUUAGAAGAAGAAGUAAGCUGGAAAAAGCAACAAAACAAUUGGUUAAGCAAGAAGAAUUGAAAAGACUUCAUAAAGCUCAGGCCAUCCAGAGGCAGCUGGAGGAGGUGGAGGAGCGGCAGAGGGCUUCCGAGAUCCAGGGUGUGAGGCUGGAGAAGGCACUCAGAGGAGAAGCAGAUUCAGACACACAGGAUGAAGCGCAGCUUUUGCAGGAAUGGUUUAAGCUGGUUCUGGAGAAGAAUAAAUUAAUGCGAUACGAGUCGGAGCUACUGAUCAUGGCCCAAGAACUGGAAUUAGAAGAUCAUCAAAGCAGACUGGAGCAGAAAUUAAGAGAGAAAAUGCUCAAGGAGGAGAGCCAGAAAAACGAGAAUGAUCUCAAUGAGGAGCAAAAAAUAUUCACCGAGAUGAUGCAAGUGAUUGAGCGAAGGGACAAACUGGUAGAUUCCUUAGAGGAACAACGCAUCAAAGAGAAGGCUGAAGACCAGCACUUUGAAAGCUUCAUAUUCUCCCGGGGCUGUCAGCUGAGUAGGACAUGAGCAGGCCUGGGGGCCUCUCCCUGGAAGCAAGCCGAGGACCAAUCAGACCAGUACACCUCACACAUGCCUGGUUCCUUUUGCAGAAUUUGUCAUACCUGGAACUUAAGUUAUAUCAUACUGCAAUAUUUUUUUUAAUUACAAUUCUCUCAUGUACUACAGCUGCCGAAGAUCCUUCCAGAGAUUAUAACGAAGAAAAUACAAAGACUCUUGAAAUUGGCAGUCAACUUCAGCAGGUCUCUCUGCCUGGAGGUGACCUUGGCAGGCGACCAGCAUUGUUUUCCCUAAAAAGUGACACAGAGGUAGACUUUCCUGCUGCUUUUAUCAUUUAUCCUCCCAAUUCAUUAAGUUACACAUCUUAAGAUUUUUAAGAAGCUGCCUUUUCAUUAACUAUAUCCCUAUUUGCCUUUUUUGCAUGGAUGAUCGGUGUCCAAAUGUCAGGAAGCAGCACCAGCGGUUUAAAGAUCAGGUUAAUAUUUAAAUUGUGUUUCCAGAGAAAGAGGAGAAACCUUGAGAUUACUGAUUACAUAAAACAAAUAACUCAUAUAGCAGGUGUUAAUUCAAUCCAGGGUGAAUUUAAUUUACCAGGUGUAUUUAUAAGCCUUAAUAUAACAUACAUAAGCAAUGAGAGUUGAAUAGAACAUUUGAGCCUUAAUUUUACUUAAAAAAAGAAGAAAGAAAAAGGGAAAUAAAACUUGAACUUCAUACCGGCAGGAUUGUUCAUUUUCACCAAAUACUGUUGGCUUAGAAAUGCUUUUUGUUCUCAGAACACUAUCCUUAUGGCCCCUGGAACAUACUGAAAAGCAUUUUUAGAAAAUGAAUGAUUUUGAAGUGCUUUGUUAUAACUGUUGGUAAUGGCAAAAAGGGAAACUCUUGCAUUUGUUGAUAAAAUAUUGGUGAGAUUGGUGCUGUUGCUAAAAUUAAACACACUGGUGACCCAAGACCAGGGAUGCUUCCGUGGUGGUCUCCUCAGGUCCAGACAAAGACGUGUCUCUGAGACUCUCUCCAGGCAUUGCUCAGGGACUCCACGGGACAAGGACAAACCACUUCUGACUCCAAAGCGGUGCUAAGUGCAGUGACCCCAUUUACCAAAUCCCAAAUUGGGUCAUGGAAUUUUUAUGACAUUUUCAGUGUGAAAGGAAAGCUGGGAGCCAGAGUUGGUGCACUGACAUGGGAUUCCUGGGAUGUUUCGAUGGUUCAUAUGGGAACCAAGGAAAAGAUUUUCAAUGGUGAUCGGUCGUCGUAAAGUAUUUGACUGUUUUCCCUCAGUGGGAUUCUUUGGAGAUUCUGUCUGUCAUUGAUGAGAGCAGACUGUAGACCUCUUUGUUGGGUGUUUGGCCUCUCUCGUUUCUGCAAGUGUUUAAUUAAAUAUGUCGUUGGACAGAAGGUGCUUUGCCACAGUUGGCUUUGGGGGGAGACCUCACUUUCCUCAGAAGAAGUUGACCCAUGAACCACUUCUGUCUGAGAUGCUGUCUGUGGGCACCAAUCGGGCCAGCUGACAAGCCAGAAAUUAGAAGUGUGACUGGAUUUCCCGAGUCAGCCAACGUUUUGGGUGGUAUUAAAAUGCAGCCUUUCCAUGGGAUACCAAGUUCUGAAGGUUGGAGGUCUUUUUUCUUUUCUUUCUUUUUUUCUUUUCUUUCUUUUUUUUUUUUAUUAAGAAUCAGGUGUUGUAGUGCCUGAAUUCUCUUAUUAGGAAACAUGUACAGGCAUCUUUC
This is a messenger RNA of Diceros bicornis minor, 7978 nucleotides long. RefSeq names its product microtubule associated monooxygenase, calponin and LIM domain containing 2 (gene MICAL2). Gene Ontology annotation, molecular function: protein binding; FAD binding. NCBI's taxonomy places the organism in Eukaryota, Metazoa, Chordata, Mammalia, Perissodactyla, Rhinocerotidae. The coding region runs from base 330 to 6266 and encodes 1978 amino acids. The transcript is spliced from 38 exons. The record is from RefSeq and is a predicted model, not a curated record.